This is a messenger RNA of Cyanistes caeruleus (blue tit), 2821 nucleotides long. RefSeq names its product protein phosphatase 1 regulatory subunit 27 (gene PPP1R27). NCBI's taxonomy places the organism in Eukaryota, Metazoa, Chordata, Aves, Passeriformes, Paridae. The record is from RefSeq and is a predicted model, not a curated record. Gene Ontology annotation, molecular function: phosphatase binding.
AUGGGGUGCGUGUCACUUUCUCCAUGUAAUUUGUAAAGGAGAACAUUCCAAUGCUGGUGUCCUGCCCAGAUUGCAUGAACUCAUGCAGGUGCUCUGUUGGGCGUGAGCGGGCCGUGGUUUGGCUCUGAGAGGGUGCAGCCCCUCAGCCAGCUGGCUGGGCUGAGCAGGGAGUCAGGGCACGCCAGGGCUGCUGUGGCUCUUCUAGUCAGGCUCACAUGACCCCGUGAGCCACGCUGCUAUUUCCAAACCUGCUGCUUGCUGCUGAAGGUAUUUUGGUUAGAAAAUAUGCUAUAAAUGUCACAGGGAGGGCACAGUGAGGCUAGAGGACAACUGGGGGCACCUCUGCACCUCUCAGCGAGUGGGAUGUGUGCUGGAUCAGUGGCACAGGGGUGCUGGACAACACCUAUCUCUGUCUCCAGCUCCAGCUUUUUCCUGCUGUGCCCUGGGAGCUGAGCCCCAGCACAGUCCUGAUGUGGUGUUCCAUGCUUUGGGCACAGCAGCACCAGGGCUGAGGCUGAGCAGGCACCCACUCACCAACGGAUCAGGAAGGAUUGUCCCUGAUAGAACAGUGGCCAGGUGUACCUGCAAUUACAUGGCGAGGAUCUCUGAAGACAUCUCCCUCCAGGGCUGUGCCCUCACAUGACUGAAGGUGGGCAGUGGCCACUUCUGCACCCCAACAAACCCAGCCAUGCUGGUGGCUGGGCUGGUUGGUGACAGCUGCCUUGUCUUUUGGCGUGGGGAAGAAGGGAAUCUCACUAGUAAAUUCACUAGUAAAGUUCCACUGAAAUAUGGCGUCUAGAAUUUGACUCAAAUAGGUCAAUUUUGUACAGCCAGCUGAACUGUGACCAAGCAGUGCAGUGGUUCUCUGUUCCUGGGCAAACACCCACUAUGCUCAGCUUAGAGGAGGUGCCUCUCCUAGCCCAAGGCUCUCUGUGGCAGAGCAGGAGCUUAGCCAUCUGAUGUCCAUGCCUAAUUGCUGUUCCAAGAAAGGCUGGAAGUGUUCUGUUCCCAGCACUAAGCUUGGAUGCCCUGUGCUGUGUUCAGGCUCAUCUAACCAGAAGCAGAUGCUUGGCCCAGAGAUCGAUGCACUUGGCAGCAGAUAAACAAAUGCAGGAGUUCCAAGGUGUGUGGCUGGCUGUGCUGCUUGAGCUGGGGCAAGGGUCUGCAGCAGGAGGGGGCAGUGACAUCUCUGACUCCUAAAGCAGCAUAAGGAUUUUUUCAACACACCUGCCUGUACAAUCCCCAUCAACAUGACAGAGCACAAAAUGCUUGAGUGUCUGACAGGCCCAAACUUUGAUGGGAGAAAAACAGUGGUUGCUUUAAACCCUUGAUGGACCUGAAUGAUUCCUCUGUGGCAGAUGGUUCUGUUUUGGGUCAUGACAGUGUAGCUGGAGAGUAUCAGAGGCAGUUGUCUGGUGGUGGUGCUAUUCUUCUGCUGUUCCUCUACAGCUGCUUGUACUAGCCUGCCCUCAGCAGCAGCAGCUGCUUCCCUGUCUCAAGUAGGACAGGAAGCAUCAGGGUCCAGCAGUGCAGGCAUCUGGUUCUGCACCUGUCUCAGGAUCACCAGCAGCACCUCUGUCCUCACAAGGGUACAGGGGGCAUCUGACUCAGGUUGUGCUCCCAUGCUGGGCUGUGUGCUGCCACAGUUGUGCUGGGCAGCACAGCUCCUCCUGCUCCUUUCAAGUUGUCCCCUGCAGCUACAGGAGGGUGACAGCUCUGCAUGUGUUUGCGACCACAGCCCUGGCACAUCCACACUGCACUUGCCAGCUGGGACACGAGCGGCCGGUUCCUGUGUUGCUGGUUGUGCCCGUGCCCCUUCCCCCAGAAGAGCUUGAUGUUGGGAAAUUGCUUCCAGGCUACCCAUGCAAGAGUAGGUUUGACCCCUUGGAUAGGCACAUCAACAGGUGGGUGGUAAGAUGAGACACCAACUUCUGCCCAGAAGUGGGAGGCUACAGCCUGGGCGGCUCAAUUACGAAGCAUCAUGGCAAAUAGCAUGAGCUGCAUGUCCCCAAAAUAGCCCAGGGGAGGCUUUAUAAUGUGGUGCUCCCAGAGAAUCAUCAGUCCUGGGCCAAGGUGAGCUGCAAGUGCCAGGUGCCACCUCCUGCAUGUGACUCAGGAGUGCAGAAGAGCAGGGUGGCUGCCACUUCCCUGCAGCAAGGGGACACUGACACAGGCAGGGGCACAGCAGGAGCGCAGCAGUGCAGGGCCGGCACAGAUCCGUAGUGAGGAGGGCCCCUGACAGGCAGAAGAGGAGACAGCAGUGCAGUGAGGGGCCGGGGCCGAGUGCUGAGCACCCCCCAUGCCGCUGUGCCUGAAGGCUCCUGUCAGCAUGAGGGACUAUUGCCCGUUGUCGGUGCCGCGAUACGGCCGCUACACGCCGCGUCUGAGGGCCUCGCGCACUGUGCACUUCCCGAACGACGUCGUCUUUCAGGACCACAUCAAGCAGGGGGACCUGGAGCAGGUGGGCAGGUUCAUACGAGCCAGGAAGGUGACACUGGACACCAUCUACCCUUCUGGCAUGGCAGCCCUCCAUGAAGCCGUGCUGACGGGAAACCUGGACUGUGUCAAGCUCCUGGUGAAAUACGGUGCUGACAUCCACCAGAGAGAUGAGAACGGGUGGACGCCCCUACACAUGGCCUGCAGCGACGGCUACGCUGACAUAGCCAGGUACCUCCUGUCCCUCGGGGCCAGCCUGGAAGCCACCACUGAUGACGGGGAGAAANCGGCUGCAGCUGCUGCACUGUCCCCAGUCCCCACAGAGAGGCACACGCAGAGCUGGCCCUGCAGCCCGGCACGGGCCCACACCUAUUUACAGAUAUGA